Drosophila gunungcola (fruit fly) is the source of this 606-nucleotide messenger RNA. RefSeq lists its product as uncharacterized. The coding region runs from base 148 to 573 and encodes 141 amino acids. Lineage: Eukaryota; Metazoa; Arthropoda; Insecta; Diptera; Drosophilidae. The transcript has a single exon. The record is from RefSeq and is a predicted model, not a curated record.
GGGCGUUGCUUUCACCAGCUUAGUUUCGAUGUCAACUUUCAUGUCAUUUGGCAUGUGCUCACAUUUUGGUGAAAGAAAUUUUACAAAAUUCCCAGAUAAAUUCCCCUAGUUUUAACUCUCUGCUGUGGUAAAGACCCAGGAACAAUAAUGUGCUCGAGGACGCGUUGGGGGCGGAUCGACCCCAGUGUGCAGUACAAUCUGGUGCACGGACCGACGAGCAGGGUGACCAAGCUAAACAAGCAAACGCUGCCGCGACGCGUCGAGCAGCAGCUGCUUCUGAUGGCUUCGCCGUCGCCGUUCCUUAACUUCAUGAACAAGUUCCGCCUGGACGAGAUCCUGAUCAACCACCAGUACAAAGGUGUCUACAGCAUGCGCACCGCGGCCACCAUCACAGAGCUGGCCACCUACACGUGGAACGUGAUGUCCGUCUCCGAUCGCCAACCGUACAUCCGGCUGGCCCAAAAGGCGCAGCAGAUUCAGAUGGCGCGGAAGCGGCACUUUCUGGGCACCGGCAGUCGGCUUUCUGGUCAGCCGCUUGCCACGAGCGGUUCCCUAUGUCCCAUUGUCGUUUGAAUCAGUCUUGGGCCCCUGUUUAAUAAUUAUAAA